AUGCAUCCACCCUUCAGCCAUACUGGAACCUCAUUCCCAUUGGCGUGCAUCCACCACUCAGCCACACUGGCAUGCAUCCACCCUUCAGCCAUACUGGCACCCCUCAGUCCCACUGGCGUGCAUUCACCCUUCAACCAUACUGGCAUCCCUCAGUCCCACUGGUGUGCAUCCCCACUCAUCCACACUGGGAUGCAUCCACCCUUCAGACAUACUGGCACCCCUCAGUCCCACAGGCGUGCAUCCACCACUCAUCCACACUGGGAUGCAUCCACCACUCAGCCACACUGGCAUGCAUCCACCCUUCAGCCAUACUGGAACCUCUCAUUCCCACUGGCGUGCAUCCACCACUCAGCCACACUGGCAUGCAUCCACCCUUCAGCCAUACUGGCACCCCACAGUCCCACUGGCGUGCAUCCCCACUCAUCCACACUGGGAUGCAUCCACCCUUCAGCCAUACUGGCACCACUCAGUCCCACUGGCGUCCAUCCACCACUCAGCCACACUGGCAUGCAUCCACCCUUCAGCCAUACUGGAACCUCUCAUUCCCACUGGCGUGCAUCCACCACUAAGCCACACUGGCAUGCAUCCACCCUUCAGCCAUACUGGCACCCCUCAGUCCCACUGGCGUGCAUUCACCCUUCAACCAUACUGGCACCCCUCAGUCCCACUGGUGUGCAUCCACCCCUCAGCCAUAUUGGCAUGCACCCACCCUUCAACCAUAUUGGCACCCCUCAGUCCCACUGGAGUGUGAUCCACCACUCAUCCACACUGGCAUGCAUCCACCCUUCAGCCAUACUGGCACCCCUCAGUCCCACUGGCAUGCAUCCACCACUCAGCCACACUGGCAUGCAUCCACCCUUCAGCCAUACUGGCUCCCCUCAGUCUCACUAG
Ornithodoros turicata is the source of this 891-nucleotide messenger RNA. RefSeq names its product splicing factor 3A subunit 2-like. The coding region runs from base 1 to 891 and encodes 296 amino acids. The transcript has a single exon. The record is from RefSeq and is a predicted model, not a curated record. NCBI's taxonomy places the organism in Eukaryota, Metazoa, Arthropoda, Arachnida, Ixodida, Argasidae.